This is a messenger RNA of Capronia coronata CBS 617.96, 1149 nucleotides long. RefSeq lists its product as uncharacterized. Bases 1 to 1149 code for a protein of 382 amino acids. The transcript is spliced from 3 exons. NCBI's taxonomy places the organism in Eukaryota, Fungi, Ascomycota, Eurotiomycetes, Chaetothyriales, Herpotrichiellaceae. The record is from RefSeq and is a predicted model, not a curated record.
AUGUCGGCUAAUGCGCCGCCGCCGAGUCCAAGUCAAAGUAGCGAAGCGAACGACGAAGCGAAUUUUAAUCUGCAAGGACCUCCCCCGGUCUCGCGGAUAUGGGAAGGUCGAGCUUGGGCGCUGGAGGUCGUUCAGCAGCCGAUUCGCGCUCGCAUGUGUGGAUUUGGUGACAAGGAUCGCCGUCCCAUAUCGCCUCCGCCAUGUAUCAGACUGAUAAUAUUCGAUCCGAGGACAGGGGAGGAGAUUGACUAUGCGAAAGUCUCUGAUCUGUCGAGGCUCGUCUUGAACGUUGAUUUGUGGAAUCUCCAGGGCUCACGAGAGGAUAACUGUGUGAAGCAUAACACCACCUCGCCAUCCAUUUCAUCAGUCGUCACAACCGUAUAUCCCCCAACCGUCACGGGGCCUACACCUGCCACGGCCGCACCACUCCCAACUUACAACGUCGCAAAUCUUCCAGCGUACGCAUCUCAAACAUAUGCUUCGCCAACGACGAGCGCUCCUCCCUCCUCUUCAUCAGCAUUCAAUAACGAAGAUCCCCGGGGAUAUAGCAAUGGCGGGUCCAGCUUCGGCCAGAGAAAUCCGUCUUACCCGCCAUAUCCGCAGUAUCAGAACGGGUAUGACCCGACCUACAACUCGCGUGCUUCCACGGGUGGUUCGAUCUCUUCUGGAAGCCAGCUACGCUCUGCCCGCUCCUCCCAAGACCUGUCCGGACCUAAAGACACUCAGAUCGCCAAGAACCUCAUCGGCAGCGCGUCAUCAAGUGCCUUCAGGUUGGUUGACAACAAGGGAAAGGUCGGCCUGUGGUUUGUUCUUCAAGACCUCAGCGUCCGCACCGAAGGCUGGUUCCGGUUGAAGAUGAACUUCUUCAACCUGUCGGAGUUCUGUCUCACCGAAGGGGACAGCAAUGGCAGUCUCCAGAACCCUGAGCUUUUCAGCGAGGCGCCGUGUCUGGCAACGGCUUUCAGUCGGCCCUUCAAGGUUUACAGUGCCAAGAAGUUUCCCGGCGUGAUCGAAACCACCGAUCUGAACCGACAGUUCGCCAAACAAGGCAUUAAAAUCCCCAUCCGAAAGGUCGAUGGAAACAGUAGCAAGAAGAGAAAGGGUGGCGGUGACGAUGACGAUGAAGACGGCUUGGAUGAGGAAGACUAG